UAUAAAUACGUGUUGAUUUUCAUAAUAAAACGAUCUGUUGCCUGGCCCUUGUCUUCUGUUGUUACAUUUGGUGUCGCUGCCUACCGACAAAUGAAAAGCCUAUACCCUGCAGUUUUUGAUGGAGACAUAUGGAUCUUCGGGCAGGACUUCAAGGCUUCUGCGCAGUUGAGUGGCGUUCAAGAUCUGUCAGCGAUGGAGCUGCUACUUGGGACGCUGCUGGGAGGUCGGGUGAAAGCAGCAUAUGAAAGUGUGAGCCGAAGUAUGGACGAAUGUUCGACAGGGUCAGGCAAACAGUUUCCAAAGUGGGAAGGACCAUAUAUGGUCACUUCGAGAUGGGGUUACGCAGACACAGUCGCAAUGGCGAACAAUGAGAGGCGCGUGAACGUCAGCGAGCUCCAGAAAUGGAUACAGCGAGACAAGCCAACGAUGACGCCUGCACCAAGUAGAUCAAGCCGACUUCAGUCGCACGUAUUUGACGGGGGGACGAGUGUGGUGAGAGCAGGCUGCUAGCCGAUUGGUUGGCACUAAUCUACGUUAAGGUCUAGGUCACUAAUAUGGGCCGUGAGAAAAUAUGAACAAGCCUGAGUCAACAACCAAUCACAGCAAAGUUAACGUGGCAAAAUGUGAUUCGCAGAGAGAACUCUAUUUGUCAAGGAAUCCCGAAACAACCAAUCAGAAGCCUGCGUUUGUCUACCUAAACAACCAAUCAGAUGACUGCGCUUGUCUAUAAUAAUGUAGUUGAAAGAUGUAUAAAUACGUGUUGAUUUUCAUAAUAAAACGAUCUGUUGCCUGGCCCUUGUCUUCUGUUGUUACA
This is a messenger RNA of Trichobilharzia regenti, 814 nucleotides long. The record is from the annotation of a GenBank genome assembly. NCBI's taxonomy places the organism in Eukaryota, Metazoa, Platyhelminthes, Trematoda, Strigeidida, Schistosomatidae.